GGAGAAGUUUCGCAGAAGGAAAGGUGUCGAGUACAGAGUAAUACUGUGAGAUAAUAGCCCAAAGGAAUCUGGUCUGAUCAAUACCGGAGGAACUUCCAGCGCACCUGCAGUUAAUACGGAGCGAGGGAGUAACCACCGAGAGGAAAUCCACCACGAUUCGAGUCAAGCUCCGACAUUGGCCUCACCAGUCGCAGGUCAUCCCACGCCGUCACUCUUACUUACCUGCGCCACGGCUACACGGCCUCUUCUUAGCCUCUUCCGCACGUUCUUUGUAUCGGACUCGAUCAAGUCCCUGAUACUUGCUCUUUGAUCUUUGAGGAGGUGGUUGGAGUAUGGGGUUGGAUAUGACCGACAAAGGGAAUACCACAGCUGAGAACACGACGCGUCAAGCAAAGACUUCUGCCAGGUCCAGAGCACAAGAAAACUCUCAGUCCUCGUGGUUUUCAUUACCACAACCCAUAAAACGCGUAUUCGAUAGGUUUCCUCUCGUCACCUAUCCUGCGAACGACCUCCCCCAAAGAGCUCCCGGACGUCGGAACGAAAACAUCCUCUACAUUUUUCAGUCAGAAGACCAACCAAGUCGAGAUGCUCCUUCCUUCAACCCAUCUUGUUUGAAAUGGCAAGCCUACCUGAAGUUUCACGGCAUCCCUCUACGAACUCGACCAUCCAACAAUCAUGCUUCACCAAGUGGUUCUCUACCGUUUCUUCUGCCUGCGUCUCAAGACCCUCAACGACCAGCCUCUCCCGUUCCCGCCAGCCGAAUCGCGAAAUGGGUGAUAUCACAAGGAGGAAAGGAGGAAGCUGUACAUCCGCGGCAAGAAGCCUAUACGGCACUAAUUGAUCAUAAUAUCCGGAGCGCAUGGUUGUACUAUUUGUACCUGGACAAAGAUAACUUCAACGCUGUAGCAUGGCCAAUGUAUGUUGCCAGCGCUUCAACAUCCUGGCCUGUCCAGUUGAGCCUUGCAUAUCAACUUCGCAACGCUGCCAGAGAGGAAUUGUUGAAGACCAAUACCAUCAUUGAUCCACAAGAACUGUACAGCCAAGCAGAAGAAGCAUUCCGAGCACUAUCCAUUCUCCUAGGCGAGAACAGAUUCUUCUUUGGACAAACCACACCCGGCCUUUUCGACGCAAGUCUUUUCGCAUAUACCCAGAUCAUCCUCGAUGAUGGCAUUGAAUGGAAAACACCGUCGUUGAAGACGGCUCUGCAACGUCACGAAAAUCUUGUACAGCAUAGAGCACGUUUGGCGCGUGGCUUCUUUUCCAGCCGGACUCGAAACACCUAGUAUUCCCCGGACAAUUGAGUGACCCAUACGCUCAUGAAUCAGGACGUUUUUCGAAAUAUACCUCCAAACCAAACCGUCACACCAACCCAUUUCUCAGAUCGACCACCAAGCAGUGGCACCAUGGAUUUGUCCACGACUCUCUCCUCGACUUUGUCAAUAACACUCAGACCAUUUCUGGCUGCUUCGUCCUCGACUUCGGCGACCGUGUGAGCAUAACUUGUUGGGCGGAUCUUCUCGCCGGUUUUAGGAUCCACGAAUCCAGCUUGACUCAUCGCACCCAUCUCGGCGUGCAUGUUCGUCAACAGCAGGAUUCCGCCAGGUUUGAGAAUCUUUGCGACAUGGCUGAAGAAGGUGUCUGUCGGAAUAUGUUCAAGGACCAGUGUUGAUACCACAGCGUCAGCACCAAUGGCCGAAUCAGGCGGAGAAGGUUGCUCUAUCAUGUCGAAGACUUCCAAUUUCAAUUGGCCUUCCUUUCUGUGUUUAUCCAACCGUCGCCCGGCCACGUCGAGCAUGCCAGGACUCACAUCUAGCCCGACGACACGGGCGUCUUCGACUUCCAACAAUGCAGCCGUAUUUCUGCCCGUCCCGCAGCCAAGGUCGACCAAUUUCCAUGGCCGGGGUAGUUGUGACGUCCCCAGCAAGCUGAACAUACGUGGCAUAAGCUUCUUCAUCUCGAUGGUGUCCAAGGCUUGCAGAAAGUUGCCAUCACUGUCGUACACGGCCGCCCAGAGAUCGUAGGCUUGAGACGUGGACAGAUACCGGACCAUUGAAUCUGUUGAUUGCGGGAUUACUUUGGCCAUGUUCGAAUUCGUGUUAUGGAAAGUGUAGAUACUAGACCGGAAGAGUUGUAGGCCAGGCUCGUAUGUGUAUAAAAGGGCUGGAUGUUGAAAAAGGAGGCGGGUCAAAGGGGACAGGUAGAAAAUAUACUGUGAUACAAUA
This is a messenger RNA of Exophiala xenobiotica, 2222 nucleotides long. RefSeq lists its product as uncharacterized. Bases 333 to 1283 code for a protein of 316 amino acids. The record is from RefSeq and is a predicted model, not a curated record. NCBI's taxonomy places the organism in Eukaryota, Fungi, Ascomycota, Eurotiomycetes, Chaetothyriales, Herpotrichiellaceae. Gene Ontology annotation, biological process: mitochondrion organization. The transcript has a single exon. Gene Ontology annotation, cellular component: SAM complex.